AUGAGGAGGGCGGCGGCGGCGGAGGUUCCGCGCGCCAAGAGGCCGAAGCUGCGGGACGAGCCGGGCCGCCUCAGUGAAAAUGUCCUCUUUGGGAUGGGAAACCCCCUCCUCGACAUCUGUGCCGUGGUGGACAAGGACUUCCUCGACAAAUACGGGUUGAAACCAAAUGACCAGAUCUUGGCAGAGGAGAAACAUAAAAAGCUAUUUGAAGAACUUGUGGAAAAGUUCAAGGUAGAAUAUCAUGCUGGUGGGUCUACGCAGAAUUCCGUUAAAGUGGCCCAGUGGAUGAUCCAGUUCCCCUACAAAGCUGCGACCUUUUUUGGCUGCAUUGGAACCGAUAAAUUUGGGGAGAUCCUGAAAAGGAAAACGGAAGAGGCCCACGUGGACGCUCACUACUAUGAACAAAGCGAGGAACCGACGGGGACCUGCGCUGCCUGCAUCACCAGCGAUAACAGGUCUCUGGUUGCUAACUUGGCUGCUGCUAAUUGCUAUAAGAAGGAGAAACACCUCGAUGUGGAGAAGAACUGGAAGUUGGUGGAAAAAGCUAAAGUUUAUUAUAUUGCAGGUUUCUUCCUGACCGUGUCACCGGAAUCCAUAAUGAAAGUCGCAACUGAAGCCUCUGCAAACAACAAGAUCUUCAGUCUAAAUCUUUCUGCACCAUUCAUUAGUCAGUUCUACAAGGAACAACUGAUGGAGGUCAUGCCUUAUGUUGACAUCCUGUUUGGGAAUGAAACGGAAGCUGCCUCUUUUGCUCGAGAGCAAGGCUUUGAGACGGAGGACAUUGAAGAGAUAGCCCGAAAGACUCAGGGGCUGAAAAAAGCGAAUCCGAAAAGACAGCGGGUGGUGGUGUUUACCCAAGGGAAGGAUGACACUGUCAUGGCCACAGAAAAUGAAGUAAGAACUUUCCCAGUCUUAAUUAGCGACCAAAGCGAGAUAGUUGACACUAACGGAGCCGGAGAUGCCUUUGUAGGCGGCUUCCUGUCUCAGGUGGUCUACGAGCGGCCAUUGACGGAGUGCAUCCGGGCUGCACACUACGCUGCCAGUGUGAUCAUCCAGCGUUCCGGUUGCACCUUCCCGGAGAAGCCCGACUUCAAAUGAUACUGACACGCUGAGGGAUCCACAGGAGACGCUGCCUACUUCCUGUCCCGUCCCCCCACCCGGACCCUGCAUUGGCCUUUCUGUACUUCUGUUCAUUUGGACCCUGGACGCCUCUCUUGGAGGCCCUUCUCCCCCCAUCAUCAGAACAUCGGACUGACAGAUCAUCCAGGGUGCAGUUUCAGAUGCCCUGUGCAUCACACACACACACACACACACACCCCGAUUCUCAAGGGAAUGCCAAAAUCCUUCUGGUGUCCUGGCCAACGCUGCUCACUUCGGCCAGAAAAGAAUUCAGUUGGGAAGUAACUAAAAUAAUGGUACAAGUCUAAGGGUUGGGCCUUGAUCCCUGGUGUGAUUUACUGACCUUCCCAGCUGAAUCCUGGUUCUCUUGCAGUAAUCGGAAGUACAAUCAUGGUUUCCGGGGUGACCCAAGAUUGUUUGAGCUGGGGUAGGAAAUGGGGGGUAGGCUCCUCAAAUGAGAGGUAGGACUUUCAUUCUUCAUGCUAACUUGAAUUCCGGCUCGGGAAUCUCAUUUGCCCAGAGCGGGAACUGGAUGUUAUUAUAAGUAAAACCCAUAAUAGAUACGGGCCAACUUUGAAGCCGCAUCUCAGAAAGCAUAAAUGUAUUAUGUGCAAACGGGAGUACAGAAAACUCAUGCAGGCUGUUUCUUUGGGCCAUGCCAAAAUAUUUUAUUUCAACGCACAGUUUUAAGACAAUAAGGUAUGUCAAAUAAUGGAAACAUCUUUAUUUGUAUUACAGUAUUCAAGAAACACAUUCUCCAAAGUAAUUUACUAUGUAAUUUGAUACUGAUAAAUAAAGGAAUUGUGAUACAGGU
Molecule: messenger RNA, 1933 nt
Organism: Protobothrops mucrosquamatus (brown spotted pit viper)
Lineage: Eukaryota; Metazoa; Chordata; Lepidosauria; Squamata; Viperidae
Gene: ADK
Product: adenosine kinase
Exons: 11
Coding region: 1-1098 (365 amino acids)
Biological process (GO): purine ribonucleoside salvage
Cellular component (GO): cytosol; nucleus
Molecular function (GO): adenosine kinase activity
Source: RefSeq, a predicted model, not a curated record